AUGAGCUCGUAUUUCGUUAAUUCGUUGUUCACUAAGUACAAACCGGACGAUGCACUGGAACGUAGCAGUUACUAUGAAGGCUGUUUUCCGCACGGUAUCAGCGGGGAAACCGGUCUGAUGUACGGCGCCAUAGCAGGUCCCGCUUUCCAGCCCGUCCCCGGUCACAUCCAGGGCUACUUCCACACCGGUGGCUCCUCGCUCCCCGCCUCCGGCUACCAGCAGGGGCCGUACGGACCCUCGUGCCAAGGGGAGACGGCCAAGUUUUACGGCUACGACGCGCUGGGCAGGCAGAACGCUUACGCCGGCGGCCAGACGGAGGCGGCGCUCCUGCAGUAUCCCGAGUCUAAGGCGGGGGGCCCCGCUCCAGCGGCGGCGGGCAGCGGCAGUGAAGGACCGGGAACCGUGAAUCCCCACUCACCCGCCAGCCUCAUGUUCCCGUGGAUGAGACCGCACGCCCCAGGCCGGCGCAGCGGUCGGCAGACCUACAGCCGCUUCCAAACGCUGGAGCUGGAGAAAGAAUUCCUCUUUAACCCCUACCUGACCAGGAAGCGACGGAUCGAGGUCUCUCACGCCCUGAACCUGACCGAGCGCCAGGUGAAGAUCUGGUUCCAGAACCGUCGAAUGAAGUGGAAGAAGGAGAACAACAAAGACCGCUUUCCCAACGCCCGGGAGGAUGAAGGAAAAACCCAAGAGGCGCCGAAGGCGGAGGAAGAGGAGGAGGAGGAGGAGAAAGAGGACGAGGAAGAGAAGGAAGCAGGGGAUAAGAACAGAGGGCAACAGAAGUAA
Messenger RNA from Stegostoma tigrinum, 786 nucleotides. RefSeq names its product homeobox protein Hox-C8-like. The transcript has 3 exons. Gene Ontology annotation, cellular component: nucleus. The coding region runs from base 1 to 786 and encodes 261 amino acids. Gene Ontology annotation, biological process: regulation of transcription by RNA polymerase II. Gene Ontology annotation, molecular function: DNA-binding transcription factor activity, RNA polymerase II-specific; RNA polymerase II transcription regulatory region sequence-specific DNA binding. Lineage: Eukaryota; Metazoa; Chordata; Chondrichthyes; Orectolobiformes; Stegostomatidae. The record is from RefSeq and is a predicted model, not a curated record.